Fopius arisanus is the source of this 1760-nucleotide messenger RNA. Its product is annotated as alpha-glucosidase-like. The transcript has a single exon. Gene Ontology annotation, biological process: carbohydrate metabolic process; amino acid transport. The record is from RefSeq and is a predicted model, not a curated record. Bases 47 to 1735 code for a protein of 562 amino acids. Lineage: Eukaryota; Metazoa; Arthropoda; Insecta; Hymenoptera; Braconidae.
ACUGUGUUAUACCCAGUAUUUAGUCAACAUUGAAACGAGUCAUACCAUGUGUAAGAUUACGAUUUUCCUGGGAUUAUUCCUGACAGCAGGCUGUGCCCCAUCUGAAGAAUGGUGGAGGGACUCUUUCAUCUAUCAAAUCUAUCCGAGAAGUUUCAAGGACAGCAACGGGGAUGGGGUAGGCGACAUUAACGGCAUCACAAGUAAGCUAGAACACUUGGUGGACUUGAACGUAAGUGCCUUCUGGAUAUCUCCGUUCUUUAAAAGUCCCAUGUCUGACUUUGGAUACGACAUCUCCAACUUCACAGAUAUCGAUCCAAUAUUCGGGACCCUUGAUGACUUCUCGAAACUCAUCACCAAGGCAAAGUCAUUGAAUCUGAAAGUAAUCCUCGAUUUUGUCCCAAAUCACAGCUCCAACAAGCACCCUUGGUUCCAGAAGAGUAUCCAGAAGAUUCCACCAUACGACAACUACUACGUAUGGAGGAACGCGACAUUCGUCAACGGCACAAGACACCCACCAAACAAUUGGUUGAGUGUCACCAGAGGAUCGGCUUGGACAUGGAAUGAUGUACGCCAGCAAUACUAUCUCCAUCAAUUCAGUUACUUCCAACCAGAUCUUAACUUCCGGAGUUCAGCACUCAACCAGGAGAUGAAGGAUGUCCUGACAUUCUGGACAAAACGAGGAGUGGAUGGAUUCCGCGUGGACGCCAUCCCCCAGGCUUUCGAGGAUGCCAGGUUCCUGGACGAACCCGUUAAGCCCAAUACUGGACUUCCUCCAGACGAUCCCAAUACUCUGGAGCACAUCUACACGAAGAACCAGAAGGAGACGUACGAGUUAGUGAGAAGCUGGCGGAAUCAUCUGGACGCCAUGAAUGGAACCAGGAAGAUCAUAUUAACCGAAUCAUACAUAACGCUGGAUGAGCUCAACCAGUCCAUGAAAUAUUAUGAGUACGGAGCAGAUAUAGCCUUCAACUUCAUGUUCGUCACGGGCUUCAACAAUCGAUCUACGCCAACGGAUUUCAAAGACGGAAUUGAAAAAUGGCUCGCUCACAUGCCCAGGGGAAAUUACAGCUCGAAUUGGGUGGUAGAUAAUCAUGAUAAUAACAGAGUGAGUGCACGAUUCGGAAAACGAAGGGCCGAUCAAUUAACAAUGCUCUCUGCAGUUCUCCCAGGUGUCGGUGUGGUGUAUUACGGGGAUGAAAUUGGGAUGGAAGACACGUGGCUGUCGUAUAAUGAGACUGUUGAUCCGAUUGGAUGCAGUGCAGGACCAACUGGCUACAACAUCACGUCGCGGGAUCCUGCGAGAACACCCUUCCAGUGGGAUAAUUCAACUAGCGCUGGAUUUUCAACAAACAAAACAACUUGGCUACGAGUCAACCCUAACUACCCGAUUCUAAAUUUAGCCGCUCAAAAAACGGUCAGCCAUUCCCAUUAUUCAAUAUUCAAAAAGCUGGUGGCAUUGAAAAAAAAGCUUGUCAUCAAAACUGGCAGCGUGGAGGUCAUCUCCGUGGCAGAUCGAGUCCUUGGAAUUGUCAGGCGAGUUUCCGGCUCAGUACCUGUUGUUCUUUUGAUUAAUUUCUCAAAUGGAUACGUCAUCUUUGACGCAUCGUACCAAUUGAAAAUACCACCGAGAAUGACUGUUUACGUUUCGAACUUUGACUCUUCACUCCCCGAAGGAGUGACGAUCAAUACUCCGUCACUGGUUCUGGCACCAGCUGCGUCGGUCAUUCUUAUGUAAAUUUUAUCAACACCGUCGAAUGCUU